This is a messenger RNA of Aedes aegypti (yellow fever mosquito), 1438 nucleotides long. RefSeq names its product 39S ribosomal protein L37, mitochondrial (gene mRpL37). Gene Ontology annotation, cellular component: ribosome; mitochondrion. NCBI's taxonomy places the organism in Eukaryota, Metazoa, Arthropoda, Insecta, Diptera, Culicidae. Gene Ontology annotation, biological process: translation. The record is from RefSeq and is a predicted model, not a curated record. Gene Ontology annotation, molecular function: structural constituent of ribosome. The transcript has 3 exons. The coding region runs from base 133 to 1386 and encodes 417 amino acids.
ACCAAGAGAACUGUCAAAAACUCGUGCCUCUGCACCAAAGCGUUAUUCAAUCGCAAACAAAAUCUGAUUUUUCGGUUUUUCUCCGCGAGUGUAAAAUAAUCGGGACAUUUUUAAUCGUAAAUCCCCUCCGAAAUGCGUUUCUCGGCCGUCCUGUUCCGACAGCACAUCGGGUUCCACUUCAAGAAGCACUGGAUUAUCCAGGGUAAGCGAGUUCCCUCGGAAACCGGGGCGCAGGCCGAAUUGGCCGCUCGUGGCAUUCCGGUGGUCUUGGAUCCAACCGAACUGAUCCGGGAACGGCGAGAAGUGGACCUGAAUCUUAAAGUGGUAGGCCAGUUGCCGCCGGAGGUGCAACUGGACGAGAAUCAUCCGCUGUACAAGCAAGAACCGUGUUAUCUUUACGGGGAUCGGAAUAUCCUGCUGGAGGGAACCCGGCAGGCGCAGGUUUUGCUCAACACGGCCAUCUACGACGAGCUGCCGCUGAAGGUGGAGGAGCGGCUGGACAGGACCAAGAUUCCGACGCAGCUCGACCGGUCCAUGCAGCAGUCUGUGCUGGCGGCGCUCGUUUUCGAUACGGAACAGGUCAAGGUUGGCAUCGUGAAGGAUCCGGAACGGCCAGCGUACAAAUUUCCCCGAGUUUACGGGAUUUCCAACGAAAGGAGGAAUCGCCUGAUCCUCUCUAAGCUGGUGACCCAUUGCGAGCGCUUCGUCGGCCAGGAAGUGGCCUCCAACCGUAAGAUCAUCGCCAACACCCACUUCAUCGUCCCCAUCACCAAAGAACUCGACAGGAUCCAAUUCUCGCUCAAGGUGGACAGCUUCAUCACCUCAUCGGCACCCCUCAAACCGUUGGACAACUCCGUCUACCGACCACAGGACCAAACCCUGCCGGACAUUUUCCCCGUCAAGCAAACGGUCACCAUUCCGACCACGCAUUUUUACGAGUGGCAAACCGAGUACCCCAUCAGCCGCCAGUACAGGUUCUCCCAUCCGCACACCGUUCUGCUGCACUGCGCUCCGGAAUCCGUGGAGAACAUGUUCGAGACGCCGGUCACGGACGACCAGAAGGAGGCCCGGGCCAUGAUUAAGGCAUUUACGGUGGCGGCAGCCCGCGCUCGGCAACUUUACGGGAACGACGUCCAAGCCUUGCCGGCCCCCAUCCAGGUGCAGGUGGUGCAAACCGACAGCCAGUGGUUCCACUUUGGCAUCUUCCAGCUGAACACGUUGGACCUGAACGCGUCCGGGGAGAGUGCCGGCAGUCGCAAUCUGUGGUUCCGCAAGCCGCGGAUGGACCUCUACUCGCAGUGUGGCUAUCUGGUGGGAAAACCGAGCCUGGUCGAUUACAACCGGGACGUGCUGCGGCAUAUGGCCGUGUUCUACGGCAGUAGUUAGAACAGUUGUAAGUUGAAUUAAUGGAGGUGAAUUAGUGAAUCGUACAUUCAUA